GUAAAAAAAAAAUUAUUCGACAGUUGAAGAUGAACAUGAUAGAACUUCGUUUAUGAAAAUUAAAUUAGAGGAAUUAUCUUUUUACUCAUAUUGCAUAAUAUAAUUAUAAAUAAUUUUAUCUGAAAUAAAAUGGUCAGAGGAAGUGCACGAAUUAAAGCUGGUGGUAUAAAUAUGGCUCAAGAUGGUCCACAAAUUAUCAAACCUCUAACAUUAAAUAUGAGUUUAUUUCAAUUUUUAAGAACUGGUUAUUUUGAAAAAGAUCUAUUAACUUAUUGUGCUAAUCGUCUUGCUGAAUAUUCAUGUAUAUAUUGGCUUGAUCCUACAGUGAAUGGAAAUAGUGAUUCAAUGGAAUCGAACUUGGCGUUUACAACAAUGACUACUACUUCAACAAAAGCACAAUUGACAAAAUAUCCAAAUGACUUUCUUAAUCAAACAUCAAUGGAAAAUAUAAUAAAUUUAAAAACUAAUAAAUUCAUCAAUCAAAAUAAUACAUUAAAUGAAACAUUGAUUAAUUCAUUCAAUAUACAUAAAUCAAUAAAAUCGAUUGAAUUUGAAAAUGAAUCAAUAAUAUUACAUAAUAAUCAAAUAUCAAUAAAUCAAUUAAUGAUUCCAUUAAUUCUAUUUGCAUUAAUUAUAAAUUUUCUAAUAAUCAAUACAAUAAUAAAAAUAUUAUAUAAACAAAUACCAUGGAUAAUAUUUUUAUUUUAUAUUAUUAUACUGGAUCAAUUUGAUUUAUUGAUCUGUAUUAUUGAUCUUAUUAUUGAAUCAUAUUAUGAAAUUAAAUUAUUUAUUAUCAUACAAUUUUUUGGACGUUUUUAUUGUCAAAUUAUACCAAUGUUAUAUAAUUUAAUAAAACAUAUACAUUCAAUAUUAUAUAUAAUUUUUACAAUUGAAACAAUCAAAUUAUAUUUGUAUCCAUGGCAACAAUUAAAUAAGUCAUUCAAACAAAUAAAACAAUUUAUACAAAAUAUAUUGAUAUUAAUCAUUGUUAUAACAAUUAUAUUAAAUUGUCAAUUUAUAUGGACAUAUGAUUUAUCAAAAUUAGAAACAUUUAUAUUACAUGAACGUAUAUUACAUAAUAUAUAUAAAUGUGAUUUUGCAUUAACAUGGAUAUUAAGUCCAAUAUUUUUAAAUUAUAUAUGGCCAUUAAUAGAUCAUAUAAUUGGUGAUAUAUUACCAUGUAUCAUAUGUUUAUUUAGUGGAUUAAUUAGCUAUAUAUUAUAUCGAUUUCAAGUAAACAAAUAUCAGAAAGAAAUCAAUAAUAAGUUCGAUGAUCAUCAUAAUAGUAGUCAAGAGAAAUAUUUAACUAUAUUCAUCAAUGAUAAUAAUAAUAAUAAUGAACAAAGAUAUAAUAAAAAUUAUUUAUCAUAUAUUAGAUGGAUUAUGAAAAUAAUUCGAGUAUUUAAUUUAAUUUGUAUUAUUCAUGGAAUAUUUUUGAUACCACGAUGUUUAUAUUAUUUAAUGAAAUAUUUCUUUUUUAUCAGUAAAGUAACAAAUCGUAAUAAUGUACAUAAUCAUGAAUUAGAUGAUUUUCAAAAUCAAACAGAUCAAGGACUAUUGAAUACUAUCGGUUAUAUUAUGGAAUUAUUAAAACCUUAUGAAAUUUAUUUAAGUAACUAUGAGUCUGCAUUACGUUUUAUAAAUUUUAUUGAAAUAUAUAUAAGAGCUAUUAUUCUGUUAUUUGGUAUAAAAGAAUUUAAAUCAAAUCUUUAUACACAUUUAACUACAAUCAUAAAUUAUUGUAAACGAUUAUCAUUAUGUAAUCUAUAUGAUGUGAUUCCAAAAAAAUGUACAAACGUUCCAUUCAUAAAUUAUGGGAAGAAAGUAUUUAUCCGAAAUUCUGGUCAUCAAGCUAAAUCUGUGCAUGGAACUACUACUGAUUUACCACUGAAUUAUGAAAAAGUCAAUGAAGAUGUUGUAGAAAUGUCGGAAUAUUUACACAAGAAAAACUGUAGCUCUGGUGAUCUCAGCAAUGAUAAUACUAAUAAUAGUAAUGAACAAAAGAAAAUACCUUCUUUCGUAGAAUAUGGCAACACAAUGAAUUCACAAACCUCUUUAAUUACUAAUACCCAGUUUAAUCAUACUACUUAUAAAUAUAAAUGUAAUGAAUCGAAUACAAUAAAAAUUAAUAAAUUCACAUCUAAUCUUAAUAUUAAUUCAAAAUAUGAUUGGUAUAAUUUGAAAAAAUAUAAAUCAAAUUCAAAAAAUCAUAAUUUUAAUGAUAUUUCAAAUUUUGAAUUAUUUAGAAAAAAAUAUCAGAUUAUUUAUUUAUAA
Messenger RNA from Schistosoma curassoni, 2274 nucleotides. The record is from the annotation of a GenBank genome assembly. NCBI's taxonomy places the organism in Eukaryota, Metazoa, Platyhelminthes, Trematoda, Strigeidida, Schistosomatidae.